UUGAGGGUUGAACAGGAACAGCAGCACAGAUUCAGAAAACCGGGCACGGGACACUAGAGAACACAAGACUGACAUUUGCUGAAGAUACAAGACGAAGAAAAGGGAUAAUAGUCUCAGUAGCAGCCAAACACGGCUCUCGAGUCUACUCAUCUCGUGUUGCCUUGUAAACGAGAACCUUAUCAAGAGUGGCAGGCUGCACGAUCAAAAAACAGGCACCUCAUCUUACCGUACAUUCAACUGCAAGAGAACAGUAUCCCUACGCAAAAAGGCCCCUGCUCUCGCUUUCAACCACCUCGCAGACAGUGAGAGCAAGAUAGGGAAAGGGAAACCAAUCACAAUACCUGGCCCCCGUCUCGUCCCUGACCGUUGGGAAUUUCGAAUCCGUCGAAUACUUCUCUUGUCUCAAUCCAGCUGUUGAGAACCUGAGCAUCUGUUCAAAGUGUGUGUGAGAGAGAGAGGUACCAAAAAAGACCCCUUCCCGCAGACAAGAAACAGAAAGAACCCUGUUUUCUCCCUCUGCUCGCCCGCGCGCCUGCGACCCCUGGAAACUUGGAAAGUUCCUCCCAGAAAGCGAGCGCCAAAAGAUCUCACGCCCCAAGGUCCCAAGGUCCCAAGGAAGCCGCAGCACCACCAACCGGCACACCCAGCCAGGCCCCAACCCACACCGCAGCAGCUGUACACCAAAUCUGACUGGUCCAAACGGGGGCGCCCCAGGGACCUGCCACCUACCAGCAACCACCUACUGCGUACCUUACUCCGUACCUACCUACCUCAGCCCGCUGGGCCAAGUCCAAGCCUCAAAUUCGGCAAAAGAGGCUACGUACGACGCUUCCUCUUCUCUUGGCCGCGCCGCCCCGGGGAAAGCUGACAACAACACUUCACCUAACCUCACCUCACCUCACCCAACCACUCCACCUUCAAACCUCGAAAACCAACAAUCCAGCAAUCCAGAGAGCUCGAUUCUCGCCAGACGACGGGUCUACAUCCACAUCAAAAGAAGUCAAUCAAUUCACCGAUCCUACCACAAUCCGAUCUCCCUUUGCUCCCGUGCUAUCGAUCCCAUCUCCGUGAGCUGGAAUUCGGACCAUCUCCACAAUAGCUCAGAAAGUCCACGUACGCCAACCUAAAAAGAAAAACGUUACCACCGCAAACCACACCACACUACCGCCAAGAUGACGCUCAAGGAGGAAUUCGCGACCAGAAACUUCAGUAAGUUAUUUUCUAAAUGGUUUCGCGCGCCUGGCGCUGUCUUUCGCAAAUUUGAACUUGAUGCUAACCUGUCACCACAGGCAUUUACGGCCAAUGGUAAGAGCUCCCCUGCUCAGCCCAUCAUCCCUCGCUCCCUCGCGCAAUGUUCCCCCUUCGAUUGCCCGUCUGCGGGGACACGAUCCGAGAUGAAUACUCCCCGUGGCAGGCUGCGAUUGCAGAAAACCUCUCUAGGAGAGCUUGUUUCGGCGCAAUACACUUUGCGAGGCAUAAUGGCUGACUCGAGAAUCAAUGCAGGCUGGGUGUCUUGUCGAUGAUCUUGUGCUUAGCACUGGGCAUCGCCAACAUCUUUACCAUCCAUCUCCUUCUCAUCAUCUUCUGCGCGCUCGCCCUGGCCUCUGCGCUGGUGAUCCUCUUCAUUGAGGUCCCUCUGUUGCUCCGAAUCUGCCCUACCUCGGCCACGUUCGAUGGCUUCAUCCGCAAGAUCUCGACCAACUACAUGCGCGCCGGCGCCUACGCCGGCAUGGCUGUCAUUCAGUUCCUCAGCACCAUCAUUGUCACCAGCAGUCUGAUCGCCGCUGGUGUGUUCCUGUCGCUGACGGCCAUCUGCUACCUUCUCGCCGCCGUCAAGGGCCAGGCCUUUGUCGGCAGCAAGACGCUUGGUGGCCAGGGUGUUGCCCAGAUGAUUGUCUAG
This is a messenger RNA of Colletotrichum scovillei, 1900 nucleotides long. Its product is annotated as golgi apparatus membrane protein TVP18. Gene Ontology annotation, biological process: vesicle-mediated transport. Gene Ontology annotation, cellular component: Golgi membrane. The record is from RefSeq and is a predicted model, not a curated record. NCBI's taxonomy places the organism in Eukaryota, Fungi, Ascomycota, Sordariomycetes, Glomerellales, Glomerellaceae. Bases 1520 to 1900 code for a protein of 126 amino acids. The transcript has 2 exons.